This is a messenger RNA of Myotis myotis, 3140 nucleotides long. RefSeq names its product zinc finger protein 75D (gene ZNF75D). The record is from RefSeq and is a predicted model, not a curated record. Gene Ontology annotation, biological process: negative regulation of transcription by RNA polymerase II. Gene Ontology annotation, molecular function: DNA-binding transcription repressor activity, RNA polymerase II-specific; RNA polymerase II cis-regulatory region sequence-specific DNA binding. NCBI's taxonomy places the organism in Eukaryota, Metazoa, Chordata, Mammalia, Chiroptera, Vespertilionidae. The transcript is spliced from 6 exons. Bases 358 to 1926 code for a protein of 522 amino acids.
CGGUUGGGGCCCGGUCCACAUACCGCGAUCUUAAAAUGGCGAGUCGGGGUACAGUCUCCGGGAGAUAGAGGCAUCGGAUGGGAGACUGAUCUUCCAAGUUCCCUGCGCUUCUGAGUCUUGGCGCUCCUCUCGCCAGGCGGCACACGCUCCCGACCCGGCCUCUGCAGUGGCGCAGGCGCGGAGAGCUUUCUUCCCAGAGUAGCCCGGAGGCGUGGCGACUUCUGAGUCUAGUGAGGAAGAGGGAAGUGGCGUCCGCGGAGGCCAGAGCCGCGUGAAGUGUCCUUGGGGAGAAGAUCCAUUCAUUGGUUUUGUACCAAACCUGACAAGGCCUCAGUUGUCAAAGGUGGCACCAGGAGGAUGUCACAAAUAGGAGAAAAACUGUUCCAAGAGCAAAUGAUGAUGAGACAUCUGAAGGUGAACGCACGCUCAUACCCACACAUGGAGUCUUUGUGGGAGACUAAGGAGUCUGUGAAAGAGAGCUCCAGUCAGAGUAAGAAAUUCAGUCCACACAUGGACAGUCUUGGUCUUGAGAGUGCUCGCCAGCAAUUCCGGAGUUUCUGUUACCAUAAAGCACCUGGACCCCUCGAGGCUGUCAACCAACUUCAGGAAUUAUGCCAUCAGUGGCUAAAGCCAGAGAUCCACUCAAAAGAACAGAUCUUGGAACUACUGGUGCUAGAGCAGUUCCUAAUCAUUCUGCCCAGGGAUAUUCAGAACUGGGUACAGAAGUAUCAUCCACAGAGCAUCAAAGAGGCUGUGGCCCUAGUGGAACGCUUUCAGAGAGAACCUGGUGGAAUAAGUAAUGAGGUCACAGUCCAUGACCUGGGAAAGGAGGCAGUGCUCUUGGGAGGAACAGCAGAGGUCCCAGGCUUUAAGUGGAAGCCAGCAGAGCCCCAAGCAAUGGGUGUGUUCCAGAAAGAAUGUUGGAAUGCAUACCAGGUACUACAAGAACAGCUGGGCUCGAAAACUCCCACAGAAACACAGCCUGUAUAUGAAAGAGCCGUGCCUGCUCAACAGAUUCUAGCCUUUUCUGAGCAGAAAAGCACCCCAAACUGGAAGAUGGCAACUGAGCUCGUCUUGUCUGAAUCCCAGAGUUUGUUGACAUUUGAAGAUGUGGCUGUGCAUUUUUCUGAAGAAGAAUGGAAAUUACUGGCCCCUACUCAGAAGGCCCUCUACAAUGAAGUAAUGCAGGAAAAUUAUGAGACUGUCAUCUCUCUAGGGUUAAAGCUCAAAGAUGACACUGGAAAUGACCCACCUAUAUCUACUUCUACAUUAGAAAUACAAACAUCAGGAUGCAAAGUAUUAAGAAAGGCCAGAAUGAAAGUUGCCCAGAAAACAACAGACAAAGAAAAUCAUGGUGGUACACAUAAGGUACGGAAACGGCCUCGAGCUUUUCUGGUGAAGAAGAGAAAGAAACUUUCAACUUGUAAACAAGAGCUUCCAAAACAUAUGGAUCUUCACGGGAAAGGCCAUGCAGGAGAGAAACCUUUUAAAUGUCAGGAAUGUGGGAAAGGCUUCAGAGUCAGCUCUGACCUAAUUAAGCAUCAGAGAAUUCACACUGAAGAGAAACCCUAUAAAUGUCAACAGUGUGAUAAGAGGUUUAGAUGGAGUUCAGAUUUAAAUAAGCACUUAAUGGCACACCAAGGAAUAAAACCAUAUAGAUGCUCAUGGUGUGGGAAAAGCUUUAGCCAUAACACAAAUCUACACACACACCUAAGAAUUCACACAGGAGAGAAGCCCUUUAAAUGUCAUGAAUGUGGAAAGAGAUUCAUUCAGAACUCACACCUUAUUAAACACCAAAGAACCCACACAGGUGAGCAGCCUUAUUCCUGUAGCAUAUGUAGGAGAAACUUCAGCAGGCGGUCAAGCCUUCUUAGACACCAAAAGCUCCAUGGGAGAAGGGAAUCAUGUCCAGAAUCUCCAGUCUGAAGAAAGUCACCAUAUGGAGCUUGACUCUAGAGGCAAUAAAAGAUUACAAAGUCAUGAGGCACCUAGGAUUCUAUCAUUAACAGAAAAUUUGGGAGGGGUACAUGUCAUGCUUCACAUAAAGGAAUCUAAGUUGUCUCUCUUAUUCAGCAUUGUGUCUUUAGUGCCUAGCACAAGACUGAUAACAUAAUGGGUACUUUUUAAAUAAAAGAAUGAAAAUAUAGCAAUCAUAUGUCUCUAGUUAUCUAUCUAUCUAUCUAUCUAUCUAUCUAUCUAUCUAUCACCUUCCCAACCCUAUGUGAUUUAAAUUCUUCAGGUAGGUAUCAGGUCCUCAGCUAAUGUAUCAUUCUCAGGAGAGGUGGAAAGUAAGAAUAUUCAGGUUCUCUGAAGGGAGCUCAGAGAGUAUUACUACGUUAGACUUCCUAGGGCUAUUAUUCUUUGUGGAUGAACAACCAAGCCCAUGGCUCAGGGAACUUUAUUCUGGAACAGUAAGAGAGGAUUCACUGUUUGCCCUGGGAGAAGUACACCCAUUCUAGUUGCUUCUCCCAUGAACACUACUGCAAUGUUUUCUGUCAAGGAAUGUCAAGUCAUAUGUGAAGGCCUGAUAUCAACACAGAACUUGGGACCUUGUAAGCACUUGAUAUAUCUCCUCCUGCUGAUCCUUUCAACACUGAGGUAUAUAGUGUAAUGGUGAAGGAGGCAGUCUGGGCCUUCAUUCAGUUAUCUUCGAAAGCACAAAGCAGUGGUUAAUGGUCUUUAUUUACUUUAACUUUGUGGACUGGAGGCUUUCAAAUUGGUGCCACACUGCUCCAGGGCCUAAAGGGAGGCCCAUUAUUAUAGCUGUUCAACACAACCCCAUACACUUGGGUGCUCUGAUGAAAAUCUUGAGAUUUUGUAAACUGUGAAAUGCAAGGAGAGCCCUGUGACCUAACCUCAAUGCACAUAUCAGGAGGAAACAUCCAGAAGUGUCAGAGCAAAGUAAGGCCUGUGGCUUAGAAUGAUGGCCUCAGUGAGAGCUUGGUCAGAUGGAAACUGGUUUUUGACAUUGGCGGUUUCUCUUCCUUCCCAAUGGCCUCAGUGAUUAUCUUCUGAAAAGUAAUGUGAUGUCAAGGGAAGUUGGAAGACAUGGAUUUAUAUCUUCGUCCAGUCCUUGUUUAAGAUGUUGACCAAGGCUUCUAUGUAUUGAUUCAUAAAAUUGUACCUUUUUAUGAAAGUGG